Messenger RNA from Heterotrigona itama, 265 nucleotides. The record is from the annotation of a GenBank genome assembly. NCBI's taxonomy places the organism in Eukaryota, Metazoa, Arthropoda, Insecta, Hymenoptera, Apidae.
UUUCAGAAAUGCCUACAGAAAUAGAAAUAUUAAUAAUGUUCAGUUUCAGAAAUGUAUACUUCAAUAAAUGCUUUUUACCGUUUUCAGUACACUUAUAACAGAAGACGUAUCGUUCCAAGUUCCUAACGGCCAACGGAGAGAAGAACGAUAUAGAACAAUUCCAGAAAUGGAUAAACUAGUUUGUGGACCGAAUACUACAUCUAGCAACACGCAUCUCUUUGACUUCGAAAAGAAUUUCGUUCCUAAGCAUCCUCAUAAGUGUGGA